AUGUCAAAGGUUGCCCCUGUAAUUGCGCUAUCCCAUGGCGGUGGCCCGAUGCCUGUUCUUGGCGACCCUAGACAUGAAAGCAUUGUCUACUCCCUAAAGAACCGCGUCCCCAAGAUCCUCAAGCUUGGCACCCCAGAUCAACCCCGAGCCAUCAUCCUUGUCACCGCCCACUGGUCAACUGCAAAGCCCACCAUCUCAUCAGGCGCAUCUCAUAAGUUACUCUACGACUACUAUGGGUUCCCUCGUGAAUCAUACUCUCUCAAGUACCCAGCACCUGGACACCCAGAGAUCGCAAACGAGAUCGCCGAUGCUCUGCGCGGAGAAGGUCUUACACCUGAAUUGGAUGACGAGCGAGGAUGGGAUCACGGAGUCUUUAUUCCGCUCCUGCUCGUCAAUCCCAAGGCCGACAUCCCCAUAGUCCAGGUCUCGGUUCUUGAGUCAGAAGAUCCUGAGGAACAUCUCCGCAUGGGCGCAGCACUGCGAAAACUGCGAGCCAAUAAUAUCGCCGUCGUUGGCUCAGGAUUUGCAAGCUUCCAUAACAUUCGCGCCAUGAUGAUGCUGGGUAGCUCAGGGCCUGAACAGCAAGCGCAAUUCCGAACCUUGUCUGAUGAAUGGAACAACACAUUGACUGAGGCGGCGCUCAAGAAGGAUACAGAUGAGCGGUGGAAGGCUCUCAAGGGUUGGAGGAAAUUCCCCUAUGCUGAUAUGAUGCACCCGCCUAAUGGAGGUGAGCACUUUAUGCCAUUGCUUGUGUGCGCGGGAGCAGCAAGGGAGGGAGAAGAGACGAGAAAGUAUAACGAUGAGUAUGUUGGAGUCGAAAUUAGUACAUUCUACUGGGGAUCGGAGGAAGAGAGCAAAUUGUAA
Fusarium mangiferae is the source of this 864-nucleotide messenger RNA. RefSeq lists its product as uncharacterized. Gene Ontology annotation, molecular function: oxidoreductase activity, acting on single donors with incorporation of molecular oxygen; zinc ion binding; ferrous iron binding. NCBI's taxonomy places the organism in Eukaryota, Fungi, Ascomycota, Sordariomycetes, Hypocreales, Nectriaceae. The transcript has 2 exons. The record is from RefSeq and is a predicted model, not a curated record. The coding region runs from base 1 to 864 and encodes 287 amino acids.